Hypomesus transpacificus is the source of this 4838-nucleotide messenger RNA. RefSeq names its product retinoblastoma-like 2 (p130) (gene rbl2). The record is from RefSeq and is a predicted model, not a curated record. Bases 195 to 3518 code for a protein of 1107 amino acids. Gene Ontology annotation, cellular component: nucleus; chromatin; transcription regulator complex. NCBI's taxonomy places the organism in Eukaryota, Metazoa, Chordata, Actinopteri, Osmeriformes, Osmeridae. Gene Ontology annotation, molecular function: RNA polymerase II transcription regulatory region sequence-specific DNA binding. Gene Ontology annotation, biological process: negative regulation of G1/S transition of mitotic cell cycle; cell differentiation; regulation of transcription by RNA polymerase II. The transcript has 22 exons.
AUAGUAGCAGCUGUCACUCAAAGGACAUUUAAAUGGCUGCACUGUACAGAAUUGUAUAUCUCACUGCACACACGAAGAUAACAACAUUUUAAUGUUCUUUACAAAUAUCCUAUGUAAAGUCGACUUUGCUCUGACACUUAAGCUGCUCAUUCGCACAGAAUUUGAUUGUCAGGACACCCAUUGGAAUACUCAAAAUGAGCGAAGAGGACGACUAUUUGCAGCAAGCUAGAAUGGGAUUUGAUGAUCUGUGUCGAUCUUUGAAUAUGGACGAGGAGGCGAGCACCGAGGCAUGGAAAAGCUAUGAGGAUAUAAGCAAAAAUUACACAUUGGAGGGAAGUGAGCUCCACUGGCUGGCAUGUGCUCUUUAUGUGGCCUGUAGGACAGCAGUACCUACGGUUGACAAAGGCAUCACAGAGGGGAACUACGUGUCCUUGACCAGGAUCCUUCGUUGUUCUGAGCAAAGCCUUAUUGAGUUUUUCAACAAGAUGAAGAAGUGGCAGGACAUGGCCAACCUGCCAGAGGAGUUCCGUCAGAGCACGGAAAAGCUGGAGAGAAACUUCACCGUUUCCGCUGUCAUCUUCAAAAAAUACGUGCCCAUCUUCAAAGCUAUCUUCAAGGCCCCCUCAGACGACCCCCCGCGGAUCCACAGAAACAGAAAGCAGAGGCGCCACCCAUGUACCGUCUCGGAAGUCUUCAACUUCUGCUGGAUCCUGUUUGUGCAUGCUAAAGGGAACUUCCCUAUGAUCAGCGAUGACCUGGUGAACUCGUACCACUUGCUGCUGUGUGCUCUGGACCUGGUGUUGACCAACGCUUUGCUGUGCAACGGCAGAAGGGACCUUCUCAACCCAAGCUUCAGAGGCUUACCCGAGGACUUUGGCAACAAGGACUACAAGCCUGGCCCUGGCUCCUACUGCUUCAUUGAGCAUCUGUGUGAACUGCAUGAUGGGCUGGUGCUGGAAGCCAAGGGGGUGAAGGAGCACUUCUGGAAACCCUUCAUCAAGAGGCUUUUCCACAAGAAGAUUCUCAAAGGGAAGGAGGAUAGCCUAACUGGGUUCCUGGAUCCUAUGAAUUUUGGGGACAGUUUUGCGUCUCUGGGCCGGGUGUAUGAGGAGCACGUGUUGGCCAUAGGCAGUCUGGACGAGAGGAUCUUCCUGGGAGAGGGGGCCAACGAGGACAUCGGCACCCCGGGGCCCUGCCUGUGUGAGAGGCUGGAGAACAAGGACGCGUCGGCCUACCGACUAUACAGCAGUCUGACUGUCUCGACCCUGAAAGUGUCCACUCCGCUGACCGGCAGGAAGUACGUCCAGGACAACAGCAUGGGCACGCCUGUGUCCACCGCCACGCAGAGCGUGGGACGCCUCCACAGUCUACUCACAGGGCUGAAGCACGGCCCCAGUACCAGACUGGUGGACAUACUGAGGGGGUGUACCAGGGACCCCAGUGAAGCCAUCUCCUCCAGACUGAAGGACAUGUUCCAGCUCUUUUGCCAACACUACGAGAGCAAGGGGGAAGAAAACGGAGGCCUGGGGAAAGACAUUGCAGUCAAGUAUUUCCGCCUGGCAGAAGCUCUUUACUACAAGAUACUGGAGGCUGUCAUUGAUCAGGAGAAGAAGAGACUAGGAGACACAGACCUAUCUGGUAUUCUGGAGCAGGACAUGUUCCAUCGCUCCCUCCUGGCCUGCUGCGUGGAGAUCGUCAUGUUCUCCUACCGCCCCCCUGGGGAGUUCCCCAAAGUCAUCCAGAUAUUCCAGAUUCCUGCCUACCACUUCUACAAGGUGAUUGAGGUGCUGGUGCGGGCGGAGCAGGGUCUGUUCCGGGAGGUGGUGAAGCAUCUGAACCAGGUGGAGGAGCAGGUCCUGGACAGCCUGGCGUGGAGAGGAGACUCCCCGCUGUGGGACAGCGUGAAGGGGGCCAAGAACCGAGUCCCUGCCUGCCAGGAGGUGAUGCUUCCUCAGUACCUGGAGGACAGCGAAGGAGGCAGCAGCAGUGGUAGCGCCCCUCGGACCCCCAUCCACCAUGGAGCUGACCUCACCUCCCACAGCACCGCCAGAGGCGUGUCUCCCUCUCCCACCACGCUCCAGGACCGCUACAGCUCCCCCCCCACCGGCACAUUCAGGCGCCGUCUGUUCGUCGACGGCGCCAACGCCGUCACCAUCGAACCCUCCUCCACGACCACCAUCACCACGGCCGCCACGCCUAUCAGGGGCACCCAGAGCCCUCUGGUCAGCACCAUCCCCGCGGGGCAGACCGUGGUCUCCAUGGCGACGGCCACCGUCACCGCCAACAACGGCCAGACGGUCACCAUACCGGUGCAAGGAAUAGCAAAUGAGAACGGAGGUAUCACCUUCAUCCCUGUCCAAGUGAGUGUGACGGGACAAGGCGGAGCCACACUGCAGCCUCUGACCGCCCAAUCCCUGACUGGCACUCUGAGCACCCAACCAGUAGUGACCACCACCCAGAGUAGUCCCGCCCCCCAGGGAAGCCCUGCAGCCAGCAAGCCAAUCAGCAAGCCUCAGAGGAAGGGCUCCCUUUCACUGUUUUUCCGCAAGGUGUACCACCUGGCCAGUGUCCGCCUGAGAGACCUGUGUGUGAAGCUGGACAUCUCCUCAGAGCUGCGGAGGAAGAUCUGGACGUGUUUCGAGUACUCUCUGGUGCACUGCACCGAGCUCAUGAUGGACCGCCACCUCGACCAGCUCCUCAUGUGUGCAGUGUACGUCAUGACCAAGGUGACCAAGGAGGACAAGUCUUUCCAGAACAUCAUGAGGUCCUAUCGGACCCAGCCACAGGCCUGCAGCAGUGUCUACAGGAGUGUGUUGAUCUCUGGGAGGAUGAGGCGUCACUCGGGAAACAGCGAGGGCAACAGACAGAACUCUCCUGCAGACGCUAGGCAGGAGCUGGUGAGUGGAGACAGCAGCCCCAUGACCAUGCGUUCCAGCAGCACCCUGCCCGCCCCGCAGCCAGGCAGCGACCCCUCCACCCCCACCGCCGCCCCCUCCUCCUCCACGGUCUCCUCCCUCUCCCCUUCGUCGUCCCUGGGCCUGCCCGCCGCCCAGGAGGAGGAGGAGAGGGGCGACCUCAUCCACUUCUACAACCUGGUCUACAUCAAGCAGAUGCGCCUCUACGCUCUGCGAUACUGUCCUGGCUCGCCCUCCGCAGGGACGGAGUCCCCCCCGCUGUGCCCAUACCCCUGUAUGAGGAGCAGCUCUCCACGCCGGGUCCUGCUCUCGCACAACCACUCCAUCUACAUCUCUCCCCACAAGAGCCCCGGCCCCGCCACCACCACCACCACCACCACCCCUCCCACCACCCGCGACAAGAUCUUCUACUACAUCUGCAGCAGCCCGGCCCACCGUCUGCAGGAGAUCAACAGUAUGAUCCGGACAGGCGAGACCCCCACCAAGAAGCGCAGCAUGCAGCUGGAGGAGGAGCCAUCUCCCAAGAGGGUGUGUCACGACCACCGGACCGCCCUCCUGCGCAGACUGCAGGACGUGGCCAACGACCGCAGCUCCUCCCACUGAGGGAGCUCUUGGCUGUCGCUAGAUGGCGUCAACGUCGCCAGGAGGUCACAGCAGAUGCGGUUUGAUUAUGAUUAGCGGUUUUCUCAGCAUGGACAUGAGCUUCUUAAUUUGAAUAGUUCAAACUGCUACAAGCGGUCAACCUUCUUUCUGUGCUCUUCUUUGUACUGUAAACCGUAGGAAUGAAUGUCAUCCCCAAAACUCUGCAAAGCUACACAUUUUAAGUCAAGUAUUUUGCUUUUCCAGGGCUAUUUUUAGUCUGACAACAAUAGGAGGGAUUUGAAAUCCCCAAUUAAAGUUUAUCAGAUGUUUUUGAACCUUAGUUGUGAUUUGAUUACUACUACGCAUUGUUAGACUGUAGUCGUCCAAUCUUGUUUUAAUAUUCAUUUGGAUUAAGGCAGGUAAAAAAAUAAAAAUAAAUAGUAUCUUUAUUUAUAUAGCAUUUUUUAAACAACAUAGCUCUCAUCUCUAUCUACAAUCAGAUAUUUUGGGGGAUAAAACCAUCUGUCAAACUUCCAAGUUGGAGUAGAAAAUCCUUAAAAGAUUGUUCCAUGACCCAAGAAAUGCCUCUCAGUGUUAGACAUUUUCUGUGGUGUGUACAAUGCAUCAUUCCAUCAUGUAUUGAUUAUUUUAUUUAUGGAAAUGUAUUUCAAAGGUUAAUUUAAUGGCUUUCGAAAUGAAUGAAAUGAAGAACACAGCACAGACAAAAGCACUUGACAAUGACUUCUUAAGACUUUGUACAUCAUUUUACCUUUAGUAUGUUCUUAUUGAGAUGAAUGUCAAAGCUUUUCUAAUAACGCAUGCAGGUUUUAUAUGAUCUAGAGGCUUCCAAAGCAAAACUAAACAUCACUGCGCUUUUGUCAGGUUUUUAAUUUGUGUUUUACCUAAUAUUUAAGAUAGUAUAAUUUAAGUUUAGGUUGUAACUUGUCUUUUAACUAUGACAAUACUAGUGAUUUAAAAAAAAACAAUCUCACUGACAAAAAUAUUUAUUUUUUAGUCUCAUAUACCUCCUAAAUUGUUAGAUUUCAAAUGUAGUAUUAUCACUUUUAUAGAUACAUUUGAAAAAGUUACAUUUGUAUUGUUGUUGGCUGUCAACUUCCCAUCACCAGUCAUGGAAAAUGUUUGUACAUUUUGUAAAAAAGAAUUCCUUUUAUUUUAUUUUUUGCAGUUUGAGAAGUGCCUUCUCCCAUUAGCUAAAUUAAUGUGUUCAUUAAAAUCAUGAAACUGUAGGCUCCAUACUCCUCCUACAAAUUGUGUUUGUGAAAAAAAACUGCAAAUAAAUGCAUUGCCUUUGGAAAUCCCUGUAUGUUGUCAUUGUCAGUU